GGCCCUACCACUCUCUCCGAUCCCUGCUCCUCCUCUCGCCCUCCCUCUUUCGCUCUCGUUCUCCCCGUCUAAACCUCCCUCUCUCGCUCGAGAUCUCGCUGUCGCCUCUAUCUCUCGCCAACUUUGCCCCUCUCCGCUUGCCCUCCCCGUGUCUCUCGCCUCCAUCGCCCCUCAACCCAUCUCACCUGUCUGUCUUUUCAAUCAACUCGUCAAUCCUUCCCUCUUUCGCCUCUGUUCGUGCCAUCUGGACUGCAUCAGGCUGAGGCAUCAACGUUGAGGAAAGAAGAGCUGAAUGGUCCGAACCCUAACCCCCCUUCGAUUGCAGGAGAACCCGAACCUCAUCGAUGGCAAUGGCACGACAUAGAGCUACUGCCAGGUGUCUUAUCUCCACUGUACGAGGUUGCAUCCGCAAGAACCUUUGUACUUUAGAGCAGCUGGUUGACUCUUCAGAAGUUAAUGUUCAUCAGUUGGCACAUAGGUCAUUCUUCCAUGGGUGUCGGGUGUUCUCAUCUGGUAUUUAUGGAACCUUCAACAAGUGGAAAUUACAGCCAAAUAAUGGGAAUUCCUGUGCAGUUUUGAAGGGUAUGGGUUAUGGUGCUAGGUUGAUCCAUUGCACAGGGCCAGCAUUUAUGACGAGAGAUUACUAUGAUGUGCUUGGAGUAAGCAAAAAUGCAUCUGCUUCAGAAAUCAAGAAGGCUUAUUAUGCUCUUGCUAAGAAGCUUCAUCCUGACACAAACAAAGAUGAUGCGGAUGCAGAGAGAAAGUUUCAAGAAGUUCAGCGUGCAUACGAGGUUCUAAAAGAUGAUGAAAAGCGAGCACUCUAUGACCAGGUUGGACCUGAACAGUUUGAACAAGCAGCUUCUGGAGGGGGUGCAGGUGGUCCUGGAUUUGGGGGUGGUGGUUUUGGUUUCGGUUUUGAAGACAUAUUUGGUGGUGGAUUUAAUGAGGCAUUUAAGAACAUUUUUAACCAAAAAGGCUUUGGUGGGCAGGAUGUUAAGGUUUCCCUUGAUCUAUCAUUCAUGGAAGCUGUGCAAGGGUGUACAAAGACUGUGACUUUCCAAACCGCUUUAGCUUGUGAUGCUUGUGGUGGUAGUGGUGUUCCUCCUGGAUCCAGGCCUGAAACAUGCAAGCCAUGCAGAGGAUCAGGAAUGAUAUUCAUGCAAAGGGGUCCAUUUAGGUUACAGUCUACCUGCUCACAGUGUGGUGGAAGUGGAACGACUGUCAAUAGCUACUGCAAGACAUGCAAGGGAGAGAGAGUUGUAAGAGGAACCAAAUCUGUGAAAUUGGAUAUAAUGGCAGGAGUAGAUAAUAAUGAAACACUAAGGGUUUCUAGAAGUGGUGGGGCUGAUCCUGAGGGUAAUCAGCCUGGUGAUCUGUAUGUUACUAUAAGGGUACGGGAAGACCCAGUUUUUCGUAGGGAAGGUGCUGAUAUUCAUGUGGAUUCUGUACUUAGUGUCUCCCAGGCAAUUCUGGGAGGAACCAUUCAAGUUCCAACUCUCACAGGCGAUGUUGUCCUUAAGGUACGUCAAGGUACUCAGCCUGGUCAGAAGGUGGUUUUGAAGGGAAAAGGGAUUAAGACUAGGAAUUCAUCCUUCUAUGGUAACCAGUAUGUGCACUUUAACGUUACAAUACCAACAAAUUUGACACAAAGGCAAAUAACACUAAUCGAAGAGUUUGCAAGAGAAGAGCAAGCAGAGUAUGAAAGGGAUGCUGCAGCAGGUGGCGUGAGUGGGUGAAGCUUUAGUGAAACGGUGCCUAUUUAUUGAUAUUUUUUGUUGGAUAGCGGUUUAGGUUGUUGGUUCCGCCAUGGACAUAACCAAAUUAUGAAUAUAAAUAAUUAAAUGUUUAUUUUGCAAAAGAGGGGAAAUAGGGUGGCCGGCAUUGAGUUAAUACUAUUGUAUAUACAGUUGGUACUUUUGGAUCAUAAUGGAAAGUGUUAGAAAGUACAA
Messenger RNA from Nymphaea colorata (pocket water lily), 1949 nucleotides. Its product is annotated as chaperone protein dnaJ GFA2, mitochondrial-like. The record is from RefSeq and is a predicted model, not a curated record. Lineage: Eukaryota; Viridiplantae; Streptophyta; Magnoliopsida; Nymphaeales; Nymphaeaceae. Gene Ontology annotation, molecular function: ATP binding; heat shock protein binding. The transcript has 19 exons. The coding region runs from base 345 to 1736 and encodes 463 amino acids. Gene Ontology annotation, biological process: response to heat; protein refolding. Gene Ontology annotation, cellular component: cytoplasm.